AUGGCCUCCUCGAACGCCGCGAAGAGGCUCAUGAUCUUCGGCGGCACCGGAUUCGUCGGCUCCGCCAUCGCGCGGGAGGCCGCGCGCCGCGGCCUGCUCGUCCAGUGCGUGACGCGCGGAGGCGACGCGCCCGCGCAUCUCAGAUCGGAGCCGUGGGCGUCGCGCGUGACAUGGCUGCGGGGCGACGCGCUGGACCCGGGCACGUACGCGGAGCACAUGCGCGGCGCGGACGCGGUCAUCACGUCCGUCGGCAGGCUCCCGUUCCCGCACCUCACGCGCGACGUCAUCGUCCGCGACAACGGCGAGACCAACGUGGCGCCCGCGAGGUGCGCGGCGGAGGUCGGGGUCGAUCGUCUGGUGGUGAUCGGGGCGUCGGUGCCCAAGAUGAUACCGGGGGUGGGAUGGGGAUUUGCGCCCGGCGGGGGGAUUCACGACGCGGGGUACGCCGCGGGUAAGGCGAUGGCGGAGGCGCACGCGCGGGACGAGUUCGUGGGAGGCGACGCGGCGCGACGACGCGGCGCGGCGGUGCUCAAACCUGGGCCCAUCUCGGGAACCAGGAUCGUCGGAUCCGGGCCACUCGCGCGGGUGCCGCUGUGGGCGGCGCUCGGCCCUCUGGCGUCCGUCAUGCGCGCGCUCCCGCUGCCGGACGCGGUGGCGCAGAUGACGCCGGUGCACGUGGAUAACGUCGCGCGAGCCGCGGUGGCGGCGGCGACGGAGGAUUCCUUCGCCGGAGCGUACUGUACGAUAUCAAACGCGGAGCUAAUCGAACGAUUCGGCUUAGACGAAAGCUCGCGAUGAACGAAGGCGUCAUCCGCGACGACUCUCGACUCUUAGAUAGAAGAACGAACGGACGAACGACGAUUGAAUGCUCAACGUUGAAUGAGAUC
This is a messenger RNA of Micromonas commoda, 887 nucleotides long. RefSeq lists its product with no specific name. The transcript has a single exon. Lineage: Eukaryota; Viridiplantae; Chlorophyta; Mamiellophyceae; Mamiellales; Mamiellaceae. The coding region runs from base 1 to 798 and encodes 265 amino acids. Gene Ontology annotation, cellular component: mitochondrion. The record is from RefSeq and is a predicted model, not a curated record. Gene Ontology annotation, molecular function: protein-containing complex binding.